This is a messenger RNA of Eurytemora carolleeae, 718 nucleotides long. Its product is annotated as cytochrome c oxidase assembly factor 6 homolog. Gene Ontology annotation, cellular component: mitochondrion; respiratory chain complex IV. The transcript has 5 exons. Lineage: Eukaryota; Metazoa; Arthropoda; Copepoda; Calanoida; Temoridae. The record is from RefSeq and is a predicted model, not a curated record. The coding region runs from base 98 to 370 and encodes 90 amino acids. Gene Ontology annotation, biological process: respiratory chain complex IV assembly.
AGAACAAUGUGCUAUUGCUAGUUCUCAGUUCUAAAUCGGCGAAUUACUGGUCUCAAAAGUCGUCUCUUUUUAAAUAUCUUGUGCAACUGGUUUGAUAAUGCCGGAGAAAGAGAAGGAAAAGUUCCUGAAGAAGGCGGAGAGAGCAGCCUGCUGGGAUGCCAAGGACCAGUUUUGGGCUUGCCUGGACAAGGCUGGAGGGGAGAAUCCUGAAAGUGCGUGUAGGGAAGCUAGAAAUCUUUAUGAAAAAUUGUGUCCUCAGUCCUGGGUGACGCACUUUGACAGGAAAUAUCAUUAUGAGAAGUUUAAAGUAAAACUACAAACAGAAGGAUAUCAGAAGCUGGAUGAAAAGUUUGCAAAUAAAGAAAAAUAAUUCUUUUCGUCAGAAAUCUAAGUCUAACUUAGGCCGCUGAGACAGAGAUCAGAUCUUAAACUUGACUUAUAAAUUUCAAGUUUUAUUUUCUGGAUUUGACAAUUUUCAGAGUUGAGUUUUCUUAGCUUAGAUUUAGAAUACUCUAAAUUUUGAGAUCAGCUUAAGUCCAGUUUUCUAGAAUUAAGCUGAGUUUAAAAACUCGUCUCAGAGGCAUGAGCGAAAGAUUUGAGUUCUGAUGAUUUGAUCAAUGUUGUCAUAGAUUAAUUUUAUGUGAUAAAUAUUGUAAACUGUAGUUAGUAGUUAACUCACUUAUUAUUCAUUCUGAAGAAAAAUAAACUAGAAAAUUUA